Molecule: messenger RNA, 330 nt
Organism: Paramuricea clavata
Lineage: Eukaryota; Metazoa; Cnidaria; Anthozoa; Malacalcyonacea; Plexauridae
Source: the annotation of a GenBank genome assembly
AUGGUAAAGUUAGUGAAAGUCUCUUCAUUUUUUUCUAGAGGACUUAACCUUACCGUGCACCAUGAUGAUGAUGGUGAUGGGAAUGAACCUGAUAAUGCUGAGGAACAUAAUGCUGAGGAACAUGAUGCUGAGAAACAUGAUGAUGAUGCUGAUGAUGAUGAUGAUGCUGCUGAUUAUGAUGCUGCUGACGAUGCUGAUGCCGACGACGACCAUGAACAUGAUGAUGAUGACGAACAUGAUGCUGAUGACGAACAUGAUGCUGAUGAUGCUGAUGACGAACAUGAUGCUGAUGAUGCUGAUGACGAACAUGAUGCUGAUGGAGGAACAUGA